Molecule: messenger RNA, 2589 nt
Organism: Eublepharis macularius
Lineage: Eukaryota; Metazoa; Chordata; Lepidosauria; Squamata; Eublepharidae
Gene: SIKE1
Product: suppressor of IKBKE 1
Exons: 6
Coding region: 146-787 (213 amino acids)
Source: RefSeq, a predicted model, not a curated record
UCCUCCACAGACCCACUUACAGCCUCGCUUCCGUACUAUCUGUCCAUGGUAUUAAUAGGUAUUUAUAGUUGUUAUAUUAGGACUCUUCUUUCUACUCCAAAAUCUUGCUGUUAAUGGAAUCUACCUCAAUAAACUUUCUCUUGUAAUGGCCUGCACUAUAGAGAAGAUUCUGACUGAUGCAAAAACACUGCUGGAAAGGUUGAAGGAUCAUGACAAUGCAGCCGAGUCUCUUAUUGACCAGUCCACCUUUUUGCACAAGAGAGUGGUAGCCAUGAAAGAAGCUGGCACAGCUCUUUCACACAAGUACCAAGAAGAUGCUCCUGAGCUGAAGGAUAUGUCAAAGUACAAACCUCACAUCCUGCUAUCUCAGGAGAACACGCAGAUCCGAGACCUGCAGCAGGAAAACAGAGAACUGUGGGUCUCCUUGGAGGAACACCAGGAUGCUUUGGAACUUAUUAUGAGCAAAUACAGAAAACACAUGCUGCAGCUGAUGGUGAAGAGAAAAGAUGUAGAUGCUCAGCCAGUUCUGCAAGUGCAUCAAACUCAGUCUGCAGAAAUUGUGAAUCAAAUAGACAGAAUCUACGAAAUGGGAGAAGUGAUGAGGAAAGCUGUACAAGCAGACAACAACCAGUACUACACUGUACAAGAAAAGCUAGCACAGUUGGAGCUGGAAAACAAGGAAUUGCGCAAGUUGUUGUCAAUCAGUAGAGAAUCUAUUGAGGUGAAACGAGAAGAGCUGCCCGAUGAUGCAUCUCAGCCCACAAAACAACUACCUUUGAAUACUUGAUCUCAGAGACUGGUAACUGGAUUGCAGGAAAAUAUGUACUGCUUUUCUGAGGUGUCCCAUUAUUCCUCCAUCAUUUUCUCUUGCCUAUCAUUCCAGCAUUUGCUAUAUUGUAGACUUGUGUCCUCUGUGUACUGAUUUGCAAGUUGUGCCCUCUGCUGGCCAACAUCUCCCCAGCAUAGUCACAUAGAGAGCUUCCAUAUUCCCUGGCGUACCCCCCCCCUUCAUUAUUUUGAAACCUCACCUAGACAAUUGGAACAGCUUUGGCUUUUUCUGUGCAAACAGAAUUAAAUUAUUCUGCUUCCGCAUAUCAGUAAAAUAGUCUUACAACAUGAGAUAAAUUUACUUAGAAGUCCUACUGAUUUAAGUAAGUCUUUGUUCCAAGUAAAGAUCCUUAUGACAAAUUGUGUAGUUUAAAUACAGCUUUCCCAAUCCCCUGCAUCGUAACACUGAUCAAUAUAGAAAACCGCAUACAAUUCUUCUGUAAAAAUGCUACAGCCUUCCACAGUUGCAGAAGUCUUGUCAUAAGACAUGAGUCCUUGUGGGACCCACAGGGUCUAAGGUAGCUAUGAUAAGGUAUGCCAUGUAGCUAUGAUCACAUAUUAUUGACAUUAUCUAGGGAAUGAUUAGAAAUAUAAAUCAUCUGCUAAAAGCAGUAUUCCUUUGAAAUACAGGCUAAGUAUUUCAAAAGUUACUCUUUGUGAGAAACUAAUGCCAAGCUACCACUGUUCUGAGCAACAAUGUGAAAGAAUUGAUGGUUUGUUUUCUGCUGAGUUUUGAGGAUUCAGAUGAGCACUACAUGGGAAUUCCAAGCCGUGUGCCAUUGACUGGAGAAAUGCAGUGUCUUCAUCGUAAAUAUUUCAAGGAAGAUAUUCACCAGACAGAUCUGAUGGCAAAUGUUAACCACAUUAUAAAUUGACUAUACAGCAACCAGCAAAAUCCUGUCUUCAUCUGCGGCCUCCUAAAGUUUAGUGGGUAGUCUUUUGGGGGUGAGGGGGCUUUUGUUUUGUUUUUUGUCUCUACCUUCUCACAUGCAGACACUUGGAAAGUGUUGUGCUUAAGAGUGUACAAAAUUGAAAUGUCGUGUGUAGCCUGUGUGAUCAUUCCUCUGAAUCUUUGCUCUUUGUGCACUUUCAGCUUGAACAGCAUUCUGUUUGUUGCUACCAUGUUGUAAACCAUAAAGAGACAUGCCCCAGUUCCAAAAUUCUUACUAGGAAUGGAGGUGUUUAAAUUUCCUGCUUCGACCCAAGUAAAAUUUCAGAGUAAGAUCUGUGAGCUUCAUGUGUAUUGUCUGUGGCUCUUAUAGCUGAUGAUGUUGACCUGAGCUUGAGGCACGAAGAUAAAAUAGCUGCACUUUCCCACUCGUUAUAUUCUUUCCUCAUGAAUAUGGUGUGAAGCACAAUUAGGCUCAUACCUCACAUUCAUCUUUGAUGUCUUAAAAUUCUCAGACUCAAUUUUUGUGUGUGUUAUCAAGGAUGGAGCUGACCUCUGUGCUCUAUGCAAAAGUGCCCGUUCCACAGGACAGACCCAGUUGCUGACCAUCCCUUUGUGGUGUCAUGCCUUAAAUAUAUGCCAUCAGUGCCACCUUCAGAAUCAAGCAACAUGUGCAGUUUCCAAAUAUGCUCCAGGUUACAUUGUAAAUACCAAUAGGAUGUUAUGAUGCAAAUAAGUGACUUGUUGAGGUGUUGACAUACUGUGUGUUCUGCCUGCCUGCUCUGAUCAAUGCAUUUGAAACUUUACCUCUCAGGUUAUUAAAUAUGGAUAUUGGCUCAUUAUUUUCUUGAAAUAAAUGUUUUGAGACAGUA